AUGGUCAAAUCCCCAUGGCGCAAGUUGGCACUUGCCGCUUCCAUUGUUCUCCCAGCGGCUAUACAGGCUAUUGACGUAUGCCCCGGAAGAUGUGUGGAAGCCGGCCCAAGCUCGGGCAACUGGUCCGUCUAUCCCAACUUCAACAUAAUCAAGAGGUGCCAGCAGACCAUGUUCUAUGGCUUCUCUCUCUACGACCCUGUCGACGACCCCGAGUCCACUCAUCGCAUCGCGGCUUGCUCCUCCUAUGGCACGGAUUUCAACAACCUGGACGCGGAGCCGGUCGCCGCCAGGCUUCUUGACGCCGCCAGCCCUGUUGAUGUCAAAUUCAAACUCGGCUGGUGGCACGAGGGCUUUGGUCUGGCCAAGGCCGCUAUCCGGUCGCUCGUGGCGCAAACUCGCGAGUACAUCGACAACGGCCAUGGAGCCUCGGAUCGGCCUUUCAUACUCUACGGCCGGUCUGGACAAGCAACUGUCGGUGUCUACAUUGGCCGUGGUCUGCUGAACCAGGGCCUCAGCGGGUCAGCCCUGCAGAUAUUUGAGGACAACUUUGACACUCUCAAUGUCACCACACCGAGCUUGGCCAUGCAGCUCUGCAGCCCUGAUUACGAUGGCACCCACAUCUUCGGCGUCAUCGUUACCAGCAACGCCACCUUCGCUCCUAUUCAGAACGCCAUCAAGUCCUGGGCCAACGCCACAUGCCUCUCCUUUGCGGAUUCGCAGGAAUUCCCCGGCAAGGCCACUUUCACCACGCCCCUUCUCAACGGCACUGUAAGCAACAACUCGACUACCAGCAACUCGACCUUCCUCGCUCGUUCCAACGCUCUCGAAACGCGGGCCGACUGCAGAACUGUCCAAGUCGAAUCGGGUCAGGGUUGUGCAGAACUGGCAGUUAAGUGUGGCAUCUCGGGUGCAGACUUUGAAAAGUUCAACCCCGGCAUCUGCAGCAAGCUGAAGCCAAAGCAGCAUGUCUGCUGUUCUCUUCCAGACUUCAGCCCCAAGCCCGGGGCGGACGGAUCGUGCUUCGCGUAUGAUGUCCAGCAAGACGACAACUGUGCCAACCUCGGAGCCGAGUACAGUCUGACAAACGACGACAUUGAGAGCUUCAACAAGAACACGUGGGGCUGGUCGGGCUGCGCCAUGCUCUACACCAAGACAAAGAUGUGUCUGAGCAAGGGAACGCCUCCGUUCCCCGCCCCGAUCGCCAACGCUCAGUGUGGUCCGCAAAAGCCGGGCUCCAAGCCGCCGACGGACGGAGGGAAGAUUGCCGACCUAAACCCGUGCCCCCUGAACGCCUGCUGCAACAUUUGGGGCCAGUGCGGCAUCACAAGAGACUUCUGCAUCGACACCAACACCGGCCCGCCGGGGACAGCCAAGAACGGGACCUACGGAUGCAUCUCCAACUGCGGCGUUGAAGUGGUGAGGGGCACAGGAAGCGGCGCCAUCAAGCUCGCCUACUUCCAGGGCUAUGGUCUGGGUCGCAAGUGCCUCUACCAGGAUGCGCUGCAGAUUGACACUUCCAAGUACACCCACCUACACUUUGGAUUCGGCACCCUGACGCCUUCCUAUGAGGUCAAGGUCGGCGAUGCACUUUCUUCAUACCAGUUCAACGAGUUCAAGCGUGUCAGGGGCGCCAAGAGGAUUCUGUCCUUUGGCGGCUGGGACUUCUCAACCUUUCCCGACACAUACUUCAUAUUUCGUGAGGGUGUUAAGCCAGCCAACCGUAUGAAGAUGGCCACGAACAUUGCGAACUUCAUCAAAACCCACGAGCUGGACGGUGUCGACAUUGACUGGGAAUACCCCGGUGCACCAGACCUUCCCGACUUUGACCCUGGCAAGGCCGAGGACGGUCCCAACUACUUGGCAUUCCUCGCCGUCCUUAAGAACCUCCUCCCCGGGAAGACCGUCGCUAUUGCUGCGCCUGCCUCGUACUGGUACCUGAAGCAGUUUCCGAUCAAGGAUAUCAGCAAGGUCGUCGACUACAUCGUCUACAUGACCUACGAUCUCCACGGCCAGUGGGACGCACAUAAUCAGUAUUCCCAGGAGAACUGCGACACGGGCAACUGCCUCCGUAGCCAGGUCAACUUAACAGAAACAAGAAAGGCGCUGGCUAUGGUCACCAAGGCCGGCGUUCCUGGAAACAAGAUCGUCGUCGGCGUCACCAGCUAUGGUCGCUCGUUCCAAAUGGCAGAGGCGGGCUGCUGGGGGCCUGGCUGCAAGUUCACGGGUGACCGCCUGACUUCCUACGCAACACCUGGAAGAUGCACCGGCACCGCCGGGUACAUUGCCGAUGCCGAGAUCAAGGAGAUUAUCAGUGGUGGCGGGGCCAAGCGACAGAGCCGCGUGGUGACGCAUUUACUCGACGCCAGCAGCAACAGCGACAUCCUCGUCUACGACAACAACCAGUGGGUCGGAUACAUGAGCGAGAGCACCAAGGCCGUCCGCGCCAAACUGUACGCAAGCUUGGGCAUGGCAGGCACCACAGACUGGGCCAGUGACCUACAAGACUUCAACUCCGUUCCCAAGCCGGCCAAGGACUGGGCCUCCUUCAUUGCGCUGGCGGCGAGCGGCAGCGACCCGAAGGAGAGCACUACGACCAUCGGCAAGUGGAAAGACUUCACCUGCGAGACCGAUGUCGUUGCCGAUCCGUUCAGGGUGACACCUCAGGAACGCUGGAAGGCCGUGGAUGCGGACAGCGCGUGGCGUGAGGUUGUCUCCAAGUGGUUCAGCACCGACAAGGACCAACACCUGACCUUCUCCGAGUCGCUCGAGCGGACUCUGAAGUCGGGUGCCUCCAAGCGCUGCGAGUCAUUGAACGGGCAAAAGGACAACUGCGACGAGUUGAUCGAUUGUCCAAAUGGCGCCAACGGUGACAAAUCGGGCCCGGCGGCGCAGUUCGUCUGGAACUCCAUUAUCCAGAUCCACAAAAUGUACCACACGUAUCGAACGACUCUGUUGCAAUUGAUAGGACCCUACGCAAACGGUGGCGAUGAAAUGGAGGACACCUUUGCGCCCAUUCCCGAGGAGAAGACGAACCAGUGGCUAAACAUAUUGAUUGAUCUCUUGACGAUUGGGACCCUCGGCGGCGCUGGCCCCUUUUUCAACGGAUUUCUCAAGACGCUGCCGGCCUUCACGGACUCCAAGACGUUCGACAACACCAAGGACACCGUUCUGAUGCUCAUGGGCCAGACUACGACGCUGGCAAAGGACAUGCUUUCGAGUCCAGAUCAAGAUCCCUGGACCCCUCAGGAGCAGAACAACUUCUCCAACUACAUGAACCAGGUCAUCUUCGGCUGGAUGAAUGCCACGGAAUACACCCUCGGCAAGCUUCUUGGGGGCGAGAAGGAAUACGUCACGGUGCUCGGGAACCUCAUGUCGGAAGGCAAGCUCAUCGUCGGGGCGAAGAAGGGUGACUCUCAGAAAGACUCCACGGCCGGCGAAAUAGAAGCCAAUCUCUUCAAGACCAUCUAUGGCUAUUCCAUCCCUGCCCAAUGGCGACGCUCCAAGACGUACGCCUUCGUUCUUAACUCUGGUGAGGGCUGCAGCGGCAAUCCCCUCAGCAAAUAUGUCGACGACGACACCGCAGAGGCCACCAAAGUCUGUCACGAUGGCACGCUCUACUACCUCGUCGACCCGAAAGACGACGCCCGGAUCUGCGAGUGUAAGCGGGUGACUGACGUGGGUCCCUGCCAGACCACCUGCCGGGACAACAAGUUCUCAGUGCCUGUAGGCCUGGACAGACUUGGCGACUUUGGUGGACUUUCCGUAGCCGAUCUCGUCAAGGGCUCUGUCAACACGUGGCGUCACAACAACAAGGAGAACAAGCGCCUUAAUAUUACACAGAUGGCGCUGGAGAAGUCAACCCAAUCCGACCUGCUCGAUAUCAACAUCCAGACUCCGGGGUUCGUUCAGCUUCCCGUCUGCAGCCCCGACCGCGCAUUCCAGUCCUGGGAAACCGGCAAGAAGGGCGGCAGCGACAACUACCCCUGCGACAUUCCUCCCGGCAAGGACCACUGCGGCGAAUCUCCGUUCGAGAAUCGUGGCAGCGAUACCUCUCCCAAAGUGGAAGACUGCAAGCAGAUCAUCAAGAACAUUGAGGGCGAUGGCUCGACCGAGUUCACUCACCGCAUCACCGGCCACCGCGAGAUUCUCGACUUCGGCUCGUGCCACUUUGGGAUUGAGCGUACCGGCGGCACCGGCGGCGCGGUAGAGUUUAGGGUCGGCGGGCAGGAUGUCAUUGAUGUUAUCAAUGAAUCCAUCAAGCGGUUUGGCGGCAGCGGUAGGAUUGGUGCCCAGGGAGUUAUGCCUUGCUCCGGCACGACGGCUGGGACUAAGGUGAACGUGGAAUGGGGCAUCUACUGA
This is a messenger RNA of Colletotrichum chrysophilum, 4359 nucleotides long. RefSeq lists its product as uncharacterized. Gene Ontology annotation, biological process: carbohydrate metabolic process. The transcript has a single exon. NCBI's taxonomy places the organism in Eukaryota, Fungi, Ascomycota, Sordariomycetes, Glomerellales, Glomerellaceae. The record is from RefSeq and is a predicted model, not a curated record. The coding region runs from base 1 to 4359 and encodes 1452 amino acids. Gene Ontology annotation, molecular function: hydrolase activity, hydrolyzing O-glycosyl compounds; chitin binding.